AAUCUGAAGUCAAAAUUCAGAAACUAAAAAUGGCAGAUCCAAUAUGGUGGACGGAAAUAAAAAAAGGCUGAAUUUGAAUAAAACUUGGAACUUACGGGGUUUUGGGGUCGUUAAAUCCAAACCUAAAGUCAAAAUUUAAAAAUUUUUAAUGGCGGACGAAAAUACAAAAACCGGUUCGGUUUGGAUAAAUCUUGGUACUACUCCGUUUACUAAAUUCUACGAAGUCAACAGUAGGAUCUACUUUGCAUGGUUUAGUCUGUCCAUUCUGAAUUUUCCAAUUUUGAAGUACCAAGAUUUAUCAAAAUCGAGCUGCUUCUUAUACUUUCGUCCGCCAUUUCAAAUUUUUAAAUUUUGACUAAGGAUUCGGAUUAAGCAACCCCAAAAACCCGUAAGUACCGAGAUUAUCCAAAUUGAGCCUUUUUUGGUACUUUCGUCCACCAUGUUGGAUCCCACAUUUUGAAUGUUUGAAUUUUGACUUCGAAUUUGGAUUCAGUGGCCCCAAAAAAUCCUGAGAAAAACUUGAAUGCAAAAUCGGAGCAAGUUAAAUAGAAAAAAAUGAUUGACGCAUUUUGCGUCAAAACGAAGGGGUUAAAACGUGAAAAAAUAUAAUGGAUAGAAUAUUGUCGUAUUUCAAAGAUCAACAAAUUUUUUUUAUAUAAGCAAUGUAAAAAUAAAAAAUAAACACAAAAUCUCUAAGCACCAAAAAUGGACCUAUAAUUCGUUUCAAUUUUAUGAUCAUAACUUUUUCAAUUUUCAAGAUAUGGUAAACAGAAAAAAGUUACAUUACAUACAUGGAUAUUUAAAAAUUGCUGCUUCGAGCUCCUGGGGUCAAAAUUAUAUCGAAUAAUGUCAAAAAAGUUCAUUUCGAAAUUUAAGUUGAGACAAAUCUCUUUUUAGAGGAAGAAAAAUAAUUUAUAUAGAAAUUACAUAGACGGAAAAAUUAUAUAUAGUUUAUAUAUGGUGGGAACUUUUAUAUAUAAUAUUUAUUUGUUGUAUAUAAAAAAUUUAUCAAAUAAAUGAAUAUUCUAUAUAAUACUUCACAUCAUGUAUAAAGUAUACAUAAUAUUUCCGCCUGGGUAAUAAAGAUGAUUUAAUUAUUUACCUCUAAGAAUGUGGAAAUCCUAAUCGUAAGAUAAUUCUUUUUCAAUGUUAAAAGAAUAAUAUAUGACAGUUUUGGCCAUCAAAACCAAUUUUUAUUUUUUCUCUCAUGGUUUGUAAUUCCUAUAAUUGAAUUUUGAAAAAUAUAAUGUCAUGACAUAAUUCUUUUUAUCAUAAAAAGUUACAUAAAAUAUGAAUUUGACUAUUACAUGGUAAAUUAAUGCACACAAAUUAAUUCUUUACCUCUAAAAAUGACUAUUAGAACCGAUGUUUGAUUUUGUUGCCUCACGGCACUAUUAUGGUACAAUAUUAUGUCAUGUCCUAAUUAUUUUGAUAAUUAAAUGUUACAUAAAGUUUUAUUUUGACUAUUAUACGAUAAGCUAACAUCCUGUAAUAAAAUAAUCCAAUAAAACAUUGUUUUACAACUAGUGAACAAAAACCAGUUGUUUAGAUAUUAUCUACGAUGGUGAAAUAUAAAUUUAGGAGCUCAUUUGCCAGCAAGUCAGUCUAAGUGCAAAUUCCUCUCUUUUCGGUUUCAAAAAACUGUCAAAAAGUAACAGAAAAUCAUGAAAUCUUGCACAAUACUGUCUGGAGUUCUGGCCGUUGCAGUGAUGGGCAUAAAUGGAAAUCCUCAGCCACCUCCUAUGAAUGAAGAAAUAAAAAAAAACUUUGAUGAGUGCAGGGAAGAACUUGGAAUGACAGUUGAAGAAGAACGAGAACUUCAUAGGAAGCACGAUUUUGACAACAAAAAAUUGCGUUGCUUUCCAGCAUGCUUAAUGAAAAAAGAUGGCUUCCUCCAAGCAGGCAAAAAGAUUAAUAUCGAAAAAAUGCUUAAAGUUGAACGUGAAAGAAAUGCAGAUCAUAACCAGAAAAUAACCAAGGAUGAUCUUGAAAAAUGUGCAAAAAAAGCGGACGAAAAGGAGGAUGAAUGUGAAUUUGCUCAAAGUUUCCGUCAUUGUAUGCAUAAAACUAUGAGACAUGAACACAAGGAUUCUAAAGAAUCUGAAGAAUCUGAGGAGUCUGAGGAGUCUGAGGAGUCUGAGGAGUCUGAGGAAUCUAAGGAAGAAUAAUAAUAAAAUAUGGGAUGCGAAAUUUACCUAUAAUAAAAUCCAAAAUGGUAGUCAUUUUUAUAUUACAUUUCACUGCGUUUUCCUGGCAUCUGUUGAAAGG
This is a messenger RNA of Belonocnema kinseyi, 2268 nucleotides long. It is a transcript of the gene Obp4, whose product is annotated as general odorant-binding protein 19d-like. The coding region runs from base 1665 to 2168 and encodes 167 amino acids. The transcript is spliced from 5 exons. The record is from RefSeq and is a predicted model, not a curated record. Gene Ontology annotation, biological process: sensory perception of smell. Gene Ontology annotation, molecular function: odorant binding. Lineage: Eukaryota; Metazoa; Arthropoda; Insecta; Hymenoptera; Cynipidae.